This is a messenger RNA of Sinocyclocheilus grahami, 1724 nucleotides long. Its product is annotated as epsin-3-like. The annotation marks the transcript as partial. The record is from RefSeq and is a predicted model, not a curated record. The transcript is spliced from 6 exons. Lineage: Eukaryota; Metazoa; Chordata; Actinopteri; Cypriniformes; Cyprinidae.
CCUCCUGCUCUUUUCAUCCUAAUUAAUCCUUGCACUAAUGAACAGCAUCGGCUUCAGCUUCAGGUGCUGAGCUUGUUUUGUCUCCUGAAGGAGCAGUGCAGCCAUCAGGGGGACGACGCUCCUCUGCAGGAGGCCCUGGAGGAGAGUAAGGGCGAGCGAGACCCGCGGCCUUCAGAGUCGGCCAUGAUCGAUCUGGUGGAUAUAUUCGGUCCCACGCCUGCCGCGCAGGUCAGCGACGACCCCUGGGACGCCCCGCCCACCUGCUCCGUGAACUCUGACCCCUGGGAGUCUGUCGCUGUAGUUAAGUCUAGUAACCCGGUGACUGAUAGUCCCUGGACGGCCCGCUCUUCCUCCAGUAGCCCCGCCCACCCAUGGGGAACCCACCAAUCACCUCCUGACCCCUGGGAUGCCCCGCCUUCAAACUCCACCUCUAACAUAGAUGAAAAAGCUAGAUGGAGGAGCCCAGCGCGACCAGUGUCGAGUGUGAAGGACCCAUUUACUAUUCCAGAGGAGGAGGAGCUUAUAGUGGAGGGGGAGGAGCCUAUAGUGGAGCAGGCGGAGCCAAACCAAGUGUUCAGUCCUCGCUGUGAGAGUCCUGCAGAUGCCGAUCAGUUCGGUGAGUUGGUGGUGGGUGUUCAAGUGAAUGGACGGGGGAAUGACAGUCCAGAGACCUUUGACCUCUCUCGUCUUGGGCCUCCUCUGGACGCAGUGAGCCCUAGACAGUGCCGGACCCCUGAGGCGUUCCUCGGCCCCACUGCUGCCUCCCUCGUCAACCUGGACACGCUCAUUCCCACCAACCCACCGGUCAAGAGCAAAAACCCCUUCCUGUCAGGUCUGAGCACACCAUCUCCCACAAACCCCUUCCACUGUGAGCAGCCCAGACUGACUCUGAAUCAGAUGCGUCCUCACUCCACGUCGCCGCUGCCGGCUCACGCUCUGUCCUACAGCGCCUCCCUCCCUCUGCCCGUCCUGCAGCAGAAGCCCCAGACUCUGCCCUCGUCCUUCACACAGCCGCCCCACGGCCUGCUGGACCUGCCCAGCAACCUGCCGCAGCCACUGCUGCCCCUCACACCCUCCACCCGACAAACACAGCACCCCGGCCAAAGCCACAACCCCUUCCUCUGAGGAACCGCAGUUUCCUCUGAAACCAUACUGAAACUGGAUUGCAGCAAUUCGGUUUCAGUGUGAACUGACUGAAGAGCUGAUUUAAAGUCAAAAGAAUGGAAAAUGGAAACUGAAACUAGAUUAUAGUGAUUUGGUUUUAGUGUAAACAGGCCGACGAGCUGAUUUAAAGCCUAAAGAAUGAGAAAAGGAUACUAAAACUGGAUAACAGCAAUUUGGUUUCAGUGUGAACAGGCCGACAAGCUGAUUUAAAGCCUAAAGAAUGGGAAAUGGAAACUGAAACUGGAUUACAGCAAUUUGGUUUCAGUGUAAACAGGCCGACGAACUGAUUUAAAGCCUAAAGAAUGAGAAAAGGAUACUGAAACUGGAUAACAGCCAUUUGGUUUCAGUGUGAACUGACUGAAAGGCUGACUUAAAGCCAAAAGAAUGAGAAAUGGAGACUGAAACUAGAUUAUAGUGAUUUGGUUAGUGUAAACAGGCCGACGAGCUGAUUUAAAGCCUGAAGAAUGAGAAAAGGAUACUGAAACUGGAUAACAGCAAUUUGGUUUCAGUGUGAACAGGCCGACAAGCUGAUUUAAAGCCUAAAGAAUGGGAAAUGGAAA